GCAGCAGAGUCCAUCUCACUCUCAAUCUCUCUGCUAAUGAAUGGAGUUUAUAGGCCUGUUGAGGCAUGGCUGGGAGGGAGCCAGCCAUCUGUUUAAGACCCAAUCACAUCAAGUCAUCGGCCCUCUGUGACGUGUGAGGAACGUCUCUCUCUAUCUUAUCAUCUUGCAGGUGCCUACUUGCCCAAGCUGGUGCAGCUGAAAAUGAACAACAGUAUGAUAAUGUCAGUGAGGGACCUGGGAACCACGCUGUCCCAUCUGCAGGUGCUGUGGAUGUCUCGCUGCAACCUGGCAGACCUGGAUGGGAUUCCCUCCUUCUCCUCUCUCAAGGAGCUGUAUGUGGCCUACAACAGUGUGUCGGACCUGAGUCAGGUGAGCAUGCUGGAGAAUCUACAGCUGUUGGACCUGGAAGGGAAUGAUGUGAAUGACCUGGUGCAGGUGCAGUACCUGGGCCUCUGCUCCCAGCUCCGCACACUUACCCUGGAGGGAAACCCCGUCUGUAUGUGCCCCCACCCCAACGCCACACAGAUACAACCACCCCCCCCUUUCUUUUGUGGAUGCUGUCUUCUCCUUUUCCCAGGAGGAGGAGGAGGGGUACUGCUACCGGUCAUCGGUGAGGGAGCUGGUCCCACAGCUGCGUUACCUAGACAAUAUGCAUGCCAGGGAGGAGGCGGGGUCUCGCUGCAGCAUCUCAAUGGGGGAAGACUGGGCCCUGCUCAGAGAGUCUUUUACAGACUGCAGCUCUACAGAGACAGCAGAGGAGAAGAGAGCAGUCAGUGUGUGUGCCUACUCCAGACCCAGCUCUGGCCAGCGCCUAGCUAGCAGCCUCUCCAGUUCCCGUCCCUCCAGCCGACCGGUCACUGCCAGGCCCCUCUCAGCAGCCGGCUCCAGACCCCUGUCUGGGUCACGACCCUUAUCAGCGGCUGGGUACAGAGCCCUCUCCCCUCCCGGGUCCAGAUCUGGUUCUACUGAUGCAGAUCCAGUCUCUGUGGACCCAGACGCUAGCAUUCUGACACACGGUGCAGGGAAGGUCUUGUUCUGUGGGAGCCCUGUCCAGGCCCUCAGAGCCAGGCGACAGAAGAUGAGGAAUGCAGCCCCCUCCCCUGUGUCCACUCCUAGCACCCCGCCCCUCCAUGAUCCGGAGCACACCUAUGACCUUGAGGAGCAAGAAGGAUGCCAGCGCAGUGAUGUGUUCUCUGAGCUCAGGGCCUGGAGGGAACAGCAUAACAAACGUCUAUUAGCCAUGGAGAGGGAUGGGCCUCAGAUACUGACCAUCCUCAAUGGUGAUGAAGAGGAGGAUGAUGAAGAUGAUGAAAGUCUCAGCAUUUUCAGUGGCAAGGAGGAAGAAGAGGAGGGAAAAAAAGAGAGCGCUGGUUUGAGUCACUGGUUAAACAUUGACUCGGCAGACUCGUCUUCCCAGUCCCCCUCUCCAGAUGUGUUUCAGAGAGAAGCCAAAUCCCCUGAAGUGGCCCGGCUCUCCCUGUCCCCUGACUGCACUCUGUCGCCCUCUCCCCCUCAAAGUGCCACAUCAGCCCCUGGUAGCCGGAGGCUGUCAAUGCUGCGAGCACACAGACUGAGGCUCAGUGGUGGGGUGGCUGGGGCUGCUGUAAGGCCAGCUGAAUAUCAUACAGACUCAGAGACGAUCACAGGAGUCCCCAUCUUGGAGAACCAGGGGCUCCAGGAGGCUGUGAGGCCCAAAGUCCCUCUGCUGCCCAAGGCUACUUACAACAUGCCCCACAGGCCAGCCUCCAGCCCACUGGUCAGAAGGCUCAGGUCACCAACAGGUGGAGCUUCUGUGCAUUCUGUCAACGGGCUUCAACCAAUCGUCUUGAGCAGACCACCAGGGAGGCCGGCCAUUAUGCGUCCUCACGCGGCCAAGGCAGCACUGCAGAAAACGCCACAGCGCCUCACACUCCAGCCCAGCAGGGGGAACUCUCACUUAGACUAAGCCACACACUGUGUGGGAUUGUUUCCUGAGAGGGGAACACUCAAAACAGGAGCUGAGGCAGAGAUGGAACGGAGGCAAAUAUAGAGAUUGUCCUCCAGGUCCCCGCUCUUCUGAGCUGAGCUAUCUUGUGAUGUGAAGACUUCCUAAGAGUGCAGUGACAAGUCUCCCUCUAUGUUAUGUUUAGGAAAGAGGACCCUGGGGGCUGGAUUACAUCCAACUGUCACCUGGAGAAUGCAACAUAAAAGCUGUUGAAUCCAAGUGUGAACUUGCUAUCUCAGUGUUCUGACUUCCUCUGAUGGACAGUUAGAGAAUCACCUGCAUCCCUCUGCUCUCUCAGCUCAGCACAGUACAGUACUUACAAUGACUCUGAUACUGAGCUCACAUUGGCUUUACUAAGGACAACAGCUCUAUUUGAAAAGGUUUAUAGUUUGGUCGAAGAUAUAUUUCUUGGAAUGGCCUUUAAUUUGAAUUAGUAUGCUUUUCACAAUGCUGAAUUGUUGUGGGACUUAAGUGUGUUUCACAUGUCUCAUUCAUGUCUUAUAUCUGUGUUUUUCAGUUUGAAUUACAUUUUGUACUGUUUUUAUUCACUCAAAUACUACCUUAUCCACACCUUAAAUAAAAACAUAGUUUGAUCAA
Molecule: messenger RNA, 2581 nt
Organism: Salvelinus namaycush (lake trout)
Lineage: Eukaryota; Metazoa; Chordata; Actinopteri; Salmoniformes; Salmonidae
Gene: lrrc56
Product: leucine rich repeat containing 56
Exons: 9
Coding region: 422-1945 (507 amino acids)
Source: RefSeq, a predicted model, not a curated record